AUGGAUGAAUUUGCUAUCUAUUUACCAUGCGAUGAUAAAUGGUAUGAUUGGUAUGAAAUAGAGCCAACCUUUCAUAUUGAUCGUGCUAUGGAAGAAAGAUCAUUCAUUUCAAGCUAUUUGUCAUCGUUCAUUCAUAAUGCACAUGAUAACAGAGCUGUCUCAGCUUAUGCUCUCUUCUUUCGUGAGAGACAGCCGUCUGCCAAAAAGCUCUUUCCAAAUGCCAAUUUUGGUGAUUUUUCAAAAAUGAUUGCAGCCGAAUGGCAGAGUAUGAGCUCAGCUCAACGAACGAAUUACAAGAAGAAAUCAGAGCGAUUACGGCGUCAACAGAUUCGCUUAGCUGCUUUAGCUAAAAUACAGAGAGUUGUUAAUUAUAAUUAG
This is a messenger RNA of Auanema sp. JU1783, 378 nucleotides long. The record is from the annotation of a GenBank genome assembly. Lineage: Eukaryota; Metazoa; Nematoda; Chromadorea; Rhabditida; Rhabditidae.